GCAAGCCACUAAAAUAAAAAAACUCGCUGUGGGAGCCUUCAAUUUGUAAAUUUUGGUUAGGUAUGGUAAAAGACUUGUAACGCCGCGUUAUUAUAAUGUGGUCUUUAUCAAAAGUGUUUGUCACUGAAGGUUUGCGAAAACCGUUUAACCUGUAAUGCCGCCACUGAAAUGAGAAACGGUUCAAGGAAGACUCUUAUUAUUGCAUUUCAAAAUGUUCCAACUGGGUACUUAUCUCUCUGAGCAAAGGCGUCUGUAGAACUGUGUUGUAGAUAACUAUGGCCGUAAGUGGAAUUCAAUGGGCAUAGGACAUUUUUGAAGGCAGUUAUAGGAAUAUAUGCAAUAGAAACGUUAAAUGCCGCUGACAGGUUACGCUUUAUGUAGUUGUACCGUAAAGUGACAGAUUGAUACUGAAGGUUUUUGAAACUGAAGUCUUCAAAGUUUGGAUGUUUACCCGUUUAUUAAAUGGAAUUAGGAGUUUAGCCAUGAGUUCUACAAUAAAACCUGAUGUGGUAUUUGUUCUUGGUGCACCUGGUGCUGGCAAGGGAACACAAUGUACAAAUAUAGUUAAGGAGUUUGGUUUCAUUCAUCUUUCUGCUGGAGACCUCCUUCGUGAGGAACGGAAUAAAGAAGGAUCGGAGUAUGGAGAAUUGAUUGAAGACAAUAUUAAACAUGGAAGGAUAGUUCCUGUUGAGAUUACUUGUAGUCUGAUUGAAAAGGCCAUGAAGAAAUCUGGAUCCAGUAAAUUCUUGAUAGAUGGGUUUCCAAGAAAUCAGGAUAAUCUGGAUGGCUGGAACAGACAAAUGGCUGCUAAUGUGAAUCUUCUUUUUGUUUUAUUUUUUGACUGCCCUCAGGAGGUAUGUGUAAGCCGCUGUCUAGAAAGAGGUGCCGCUGGGAGUGGCAGGUCAGAUGACAAUCCUGAAAGUCUAAAGAAACGAUUUGAUACAUAUAUGAAUGAUUCAGUGCCAAUCAUUCAGUAUUAUGAACAGCAGAAUUUAGUGAAAAAAGUGGAUGCAGGUGGUACACCAGAUGAGGUCUUUGAGGCAGUGAAAGCCAUAUUUCAAAAUAUAUCACCUUCUCGUUAAUGGAAGUGUGAAUAGAAGUAUAGAAAUCACACUAUCUGUUAUAUCAUGAUUACUGGUUAGAGGUAAUUAGCAAUUGCAGUCCUUUUAAUUUUGUUCCUAGCAAUGUAAAAUGUUUAAUGUAAAAAUUAGAGCAGUUAUAUUUUAUUUACUCUGGUACAAAUGCAUUUACACAUUUCAGUGUGAUUGAUUUUGCAAAACAGUGUUUUCAGUAUAAAUAUUUCAAACACCUAAUUUCUUAAGGGCAUGAAUCAUUUUUCUUAAGUUCCUGCAGAGUCAUUAUAGUUCAGUUAUGGAUUUUAGUAGAAAAUGUUUUUAUCUUAAUACAUGUAAUAUAUGUGGAUAUGUCUGUUGUAUUAAUUGAACUGGUAAAUUAACAAUUUUAUUACUUCAGAGACACUCCAUACCAGUACAUUAACAAAUGUUUUAUGCAAGUGCAUACUUCAUUUUGAAAGUCAUUAUUAAUAAUAGAACUGGUAGAAAUUUUGUAAUUUUUUGAGCUUGGCUUCCAUCUUGGUGAUAGUUGACCUCUUUCAUAUUGUGUUGUGGUGGGAGAAUUUGUGCUCAUUGGUGUCAACGUAGCACUGAAUUUAAUAAACAUUGCCCACAUUACAUGAAUGUGACAGUGUAAGUGGCAAGAAGCCCGCCAUGCAACUUGCAAGUAUGCAUGAGAUUAUGACCUCUACUAGUGAUGGCAUGCAUAACUGUUAUAUACUCACACCUGCUAGCUCUUUUUGAGUGUGUGUGUGUGACAAAGUCUGAAAAAAUGUGCUGCUGUGGAUAUAAUGGAUUAUGGAUGGGAAAUGGAAAAGCAUAUGAUGGCCAGCAGUGAAAUAUAUCUCCAUUGUAAAGUAUUUUGUAUAAAGUGUCUGUUCUGUAUGUCUGUAUUUUAUUGCAAAUUCAAAAUGGAAUACAAUGACAGUUAUAAUGUGGUGUGCAUUUGGCUUUCUUUAUGUGAUCUUAUUUUUAAUUAGUUUAACCAUUGUUAUUGAGGACAUGCUGAAUUGCGUUGUUUAUUUCCAUUUGUGUGCAUAAUGCAGGUGAGAGUAUUACUAGGGAUGUGCAUUCUCGUAGUUCCACAAAUUUAGUGAAGUAUGAGUGAAUAAAAUAUAGUAAAUUAUUAUAGUAAAUUUAUUUCAGUCAUGUGAGAUUUCAGGUUUUCAUGGCAGCAAGUAUGAAGAUGGCUGUCUUCUGCCCUGAUGAUGGAGGUAGGAAGCAGCUCUGAAACACUGAUGAACUUCUACUAGAUGACACAGAGCAACAACCAAGAAGACAGCCAUUUUCUGUUUCAGUCUCAGUUGUUAUGAAGUAAUAAUUGUGUAAUGGGUUUAAAGUAAUCUCAUCUGCACCAUUUUGUUUUCAGCUAUCAGCAAUUUAACCAUCAAAAUUUAACUUUAAUGCUUUUUCACUUUUGUUUGUGAAAUUUCCUCAGAAUCCAGUCUUAUGGGAAAAUUUCCAUGAUUUGAUCAUCAGGACUCGUUUGUGGAAUCAGGUUGCAUUGGACAAAGUUGACAUUAAAGUAUGAAAGGCUUUAUAUUGUAUGUGUUCCUGUUUAACGUCUCCCUGGAAUUUUACAUUAUAUUAGCCAAUUGUAACUGUCUGUGAUUGACACAUUAGUAGGCACAGUCAUUAAUUGGUGCUGUUGCCUGAAAAUUUGUAAAUGAAAGGGAGUGUUACAAUAUUUAACAGUGCUGCUGGCAAUACCAGGUGUAGAAGUGUAAGGUACAGUGAAUAUUAAUGAAUAAUGCAAAAUGUUAUGUUAACUAAUAAACUAACUCCAUGGAGCAGAGUCCAUCUUGAGGGGCUUGGUAACCAAGAAAUUUCCUGCCUUUUAUGGAACCAGAAGAAGGUUCCUUAUUGUGUUAACAAGUACUUGCCACUAGUAUAGAUAUUAAUUUAAUUAUGCAAGAGUAAUUUUUAUUUAUAUUGUGUAGAUAUAAACAAGCUGUAUACUUGAAGCUGAAGACAAGUUCAAGGCAUACUAUGUAAAUUCAUCAACCAACACAUCUCUUUCCAGUCUUUGAAAGUAUUAGUACGUUUAUUAUUUUUUGUAGAGGCAUAUUAUUGGUAUGAAGAUAAUAUAUCUGAUUUAUAUUUUUGUUUUUUCAGUUUCUGCAUAAGCAUUUUCUUACAACUGAGGAUUCUAAUGAUAUGUCUUUCUGAUGUAACAAUUUUUUUUUCUUCCCCUUCUAUGGUGAUGCAUUCAGGGACCAAAAGUGUUAUGAAACAUGACUGGAUCUGGACUUCAAAAAACAUUUUAUGUACACUUCGUUUUUUCCUCUGUAUACUGUAGGUUUAAAGAUAAAAUUUAUUUUUAAUCCUUUUGCUUCACUUCAACUGACUGAUCUAAUUGACCUUUCAUGAUAAAUCUGGCAUGUAUUGAUGUUGGCCUCAAAACAUGAUCUUUCUUAUACAUUAUUCGCAAUCACUACAGUUGAUAUAACACCAUUAUGAAAUCUAUUAUUCAUUUUCACUGCAGUAUACUACAAGUCCUGCGUUUCUUAGAUCCUGUUUAAAAAAUUUGUUGACCUAACACACUUAUGUUUCUUUGUACUUAUAGAUUUCAAGAAGGAAUUCAUGAAACAGUUUUACAGCAAAAACUUUAAAUAUGCACAGCUGUAAUUUUGUUUAGUACUGAUGUGUAAAUCUUUAGAUAUUUAAUAUAUUAUUGUCUUUAUAUUAAUUUUAAGUAAGCCUCUGUUAUUUAACUUGUCAGUUGAUGGAUGAUUUUACUUCUGUGUUGAUACAUUAUAAUUAAAUUGCCACUGUCAUUUUUCAUUAUGACAAUUGUCACCAGUACAGAUAUCACUUCUGUCAUUUGCCAAUGUCCUUGCCAGUUUGUAUUUCACAUUUAUUUGAUUACUCUGUAUACUCCUUAAUAGAUGGUCAUCCAUGAAUUCCUAAUAAAGUAUGCUUGCUAAUA
Molecule: messenger RNA, 4002 nt
Organism: Zootermopsis nevadensis
Lineage: Eukaryota; Metazoa; Arthropoda; Insecta; Blattodea; Termopsidae
Gene: Cmpk
Product: cytidine/uridine monophosphate kinase Dak1
Biological process (GO): 'de novo' pyrimidine nucleobase biosynthetic process; pyrimidine nucleotide biosynthetic process
Molecular function (GO): ATP binding
Source: RefSeq, a predicted model, not a curated record